AUGAUGAUGCUACUCUGCACGUGGGUUUGUGGCCUGGCUGCGGCUUUUCGUCAGUCUGCUCAUCUUUUGUUGGAUCACCACCACAAGUUGUCACUCGACACAUGGACAUUAUGUGAAAUUCAGGAGGCCUUCAGUUUGAUACUAGAAAUAGAACAACACACUAAUUUUCACGUGCUGCCUCCCAAUCAUCGUCAGCAUCCUGCCAUUCCCCAGCUUCAGUUUAUUUAUGACCUUUUGCAGAAGGUUACUGGUUUAAGACUGUGGGCAAGACAAGGACAUAGCCUCCCAGCAAAUGAAACUACAAGCCUUCGUUGUUUUCGUAGUUUGCAAGCACUUGAGUUAGAUCAUGUAUCAAUUACGACCAAGGCUCUACAGACUUUGCGGCCGACUCUCAAGUCCAUAUCAUCUGUCAAGGGGCUUAACAGGCUGAGUGAUCUCUUCAUUCGAUGUGGUGCUGACAAGGCUGGUGAGUUCAUUUGGGAACAGUUGCAAGAAGCUGUUCUGGCUCACAAUUCUCUUGGUGCUCUGGAUCAUAGUUUGAGUCUCCUGCCUAAACUGAAGAUAUUAGAUCUGAGUCACUGUGAGCUAGAAGAUGCAUCUGCCUUAGAAUGCUUGCCCUCUGUGACUCACGUUGAUAUCAGCCACAAUCUAUUGCGCCUUAUUCCAAAAUUUUCCAAUACUGCUCAGUACUCACUUCUUGUGCUGGUAGCCAGUAAUAAUCUUUUCUCGCAUAUAGAAGGUUUGCAGAAUACCAACAACCUAGAGGAAUUAGACUUGCGAGAAAAUGUCCUCUCAUUGCAAGGUGUACUGUCACACUUUGGUGCCUUACCUCAAUUUACGUACUUAGACUGGAUUGGUAAUCCUGUUACGUUUAAUCAGAAUUACCGAAUGCAUUUGAUCAAACAGCUCAAUCCUGCAACUUCUAAUCAUAAGGUAUGA
Macrobrachium nipponense is the source of this 939-nucleotide messenger RNA. RefSeq names its product serine/threonine-protein kinase 11-interacting protein-like. Lineage: Eukaryota; Metazoa; Arthropoda; Malacostraca; Decapoda; Palaemonidae. Gene Ontology annotation, molecular function: protein binding. The record is from RefSeq and is a predicted model, not a curated record. Gene Ontology annotation, cellular component: cytoplasm.